AUUUGACAUGAAAUUCAAAUAUAAGACCUUAUCAAGAAGUCGGUGCUCACAAAGUGUGAGAGGCUCUUUCGACGCGCGCGCAUCAGACCAGAGCUCUUUUCUCCUCUCUUGUUUGAUUUUAGCAUCGCUCUGUAAUUUGAAAUUAGCGAUUCAUUUUUAACUUAGAUCUCAUCCCUCACUGGCUUUAAUUACUGCUUGCACUCAACAAGGGGCUCUGCCUACUCCCAUCUUCUCGCUCGCUGAUACAUUGCAAAGGUGCUCGACCUUCUUCUAUCUGGCUGCCUCCUUGAUACCUUGCUGGUAAUUAGUUUCUCCUCUUUCGAGUUGUAGUAAUGAAUUUCUUAUGGAGUUGUGCAGAAGGAUUAGGCAACUACAUGAGCCUUGGCAAGAGAAUGCAUACUCUCAAACGAAAGAUUGAAUUGUUGGAAGCUUGUGAGGCUGACAGAAAAACAGAACUUCGAAAUUUGGAGUUUCAAAUGGGAAGGAAGCGAAGGAAAGAAGUUGAAAAUUGGUUGAGAAAUGUACAUACCAAAAAAGAUGAAUUUCAAAGAACAGAACAAGAAGUCCAAGGGAAUGCAUUUCUUUCACGCAUACAUCUUGGCAUUGGGAAUCAAAUUGAGAAAAUCAGUCGGGAGGUGGAAGAACUUAUUGAGCAAAGUAAGUUUCCUGAAGGUCUCACACUUGACGGGGAUGAACCGAAAGAACUGCUGACAAUGAAAUUAGUGGGUCGAAAAGCAGAAGAGAGCAUGAAAAAACUCUGGGUAUGCAUAAUGGAUGAUAGGGUAUUCAGCCUUGGCAUCUAUGGAAUGGGGGGUGUUGGGAAAACCACACUGGCAAUGCAUAUCCACAAUCAACUCUUAAAAAACCCUGGAACAUAUAAUCAUGUUUACUGGGUCACUGUAUCCCAACAAUUCAGCAUUUACAAAUUGCAAGGUGACAUUGCAAAAGUAGUUGGCAUUACAAAUCUUCUUGUAGAAGAGAACGAUGAGAGGAAAAGAGCAGCCAUGUUGUUCAGAGCAUUGGCGAAUAGGAAGCGAGCUGUGCUCAUUUUAGAUGAUAUGUGGGAGCAUUUUACUCUGGAAAAGGUUGGGAUACCUAUUGGGCCGGAUGAAUGUAAGUUGAUUCUAACCACACGAUCAUUAUCAGUAUGUCUCAGGAUGGGUUGCCAAAGAAAAAUCAAAGUGGAGCCUUUAAGUGAGGAUGAAGCUUGGGACUUAUUUAUGGAAAAGCUCAAGCCUUAUGAUGAGAUUUCUCCUGAUGUGGAAGUGGCUGCAAGGCAUAUAGCUGGGGAGUGUGGGGGUUUGCCACUUGGGAUAAUUACAAUGGCCAGAAGCAUGCGAGGAGUGGAUGAUAUUCGUGAAUGGAGUACUGUUUUGAAAGAACUUAGAGAGUCGAAGGCAGGGCGAACUGACAUGGACGAGGAGGUCUUCUCUAUACUGAGAAUCAGCUAUGGUCGCCUGAAGAAUCUGAUAAUGCAGCAGUGUUUCUUAUAUUGCGCAUUGUAUCCCGAAGAUCAUGUAAUCAGAAGGGAGGAAAUAAUUAGGCAUUUUAUUGCCGAGGGACUAAUAAAGAAUGGAAAGGACAGCAGGAAGGCAAAGUUUGACAAGGGUCACAACAUAUUAAAUGAACUGGAAAAUGUCUCAUUACUAGAAAAUCCGACAACAAAUAGGGAUAAACUUUGGGUGAAAAUGCAUGAUUUGGUAAGAGAUAUGGCGCUAUGGAUAAGUGGAGAGAAUAGUGGUACUGAUGGAGCUGCAGGCCCUCGAUUCAUGGUAAAAGCUGGGCUUGGAUUGAGAGAAAUACCGGAGGAGCAGGAGUGGACAGAAGAUCUUGAGAGAGUUUCCUUAAUGAGGAAUAGUAUAACAGAGAUUAAGGAAGGGAGAUCGCCAAGAUGUCCUAGACUUCUAACCUUGAUGCUGGGGGAAAAUCGUGGUUUGAAGAAAAUUCCAGACUCUUUCUUCGCGCAGAUGCGUGCCCUUAAAGUUCUGGAUUUAUCUUGUAAUGUGUACAUGGAGAAACUACCAAAUUCCAUUUCGGACUUGGAGAAUCUGACUGCAUUAUUGCUGGAAGGCUGUAGGAGAUUAAAACAUGUUCCUUCAUUAGCAAAGCUUCAGCCAUUGAAGGAGUUGGACCUUGGAGGAACUGCGAUAGAGAAAGCACCUGAAGGUAUGGGGAAGUUGGUCAACCUUAGAAGGUUGUCAAUGGCUGUUGACAAUGAGAAUGUAGUUGUAGAAGGAGAGACACUACAUCAAAUGAGGCAUCUUGAAGAAUUUUUUGGCCGAUUCUACGAUUCGAGCUGUUUUACUGGAUUUCCUGAAGAGAUGGAUGUCUACUAUAUUGAAGUUGGAUGCGUAAAUUCUGGUAAUUGGCGGCGACCUCCUCCAUUUAGAAUUAGAAUUUUUUCUAAAGAGGUAAAAUUAGAUGGGUGUAGUGUGAAUAUGAGUGGGGAUGGGGCAGAAGUCCUUGUUCAUUCAAUACUCCCCAAUGUCGAGUGCCUAACGCUUAGCAAGUGGAGCAAUUUAUGUGCACUUUGGAGCAGUGUAUGUGAACUUUGUCCACCAUUGCUGCGAGUUGCUGGAAGCAUUGCGCUUCGACAUGGUACAUUUUCCAGCCUCAAAGAGUUGUAUAUCAUUGACUGCCCGACAAUAAAGAACUUAUUCCCACAUUGGUUGGUUCAGCAGUAUCUCUACAGUCCACUAACAGUUAGAGUCCGGGGCUGCAGGCAACUGGAGGAGAUAAUAGCGGGUGAUGAAGGAGGAGGAGGAACCAGUACUAUCCCAACUUUACACACACUGUUUCUGCAAGACCUACCAGAAUUGAAGAGCAUCUGCAGGAGAGCAAUGUCUUGCCAUUUUCUUGAAGUAGUCAGAUGUCCAAAGCUAAAGAGGCUUCCUCAUCUACCAUGUAUUAAGAACUUGCAACUUUAUUCAUUAGUGAAUUUAUCUGUCCUUUAUGGGGAAGAAAAAGGAGGAGAAGUCGAUGGCUUCACAACCACACAUGUUUACUUUUCUGCUCUCAAGGUCUUAAGAAUCGAAAAUUGUUUGCAAAUGAAAAACCUGUUCAGCGCCGGGUUAGUUCACCAUCUCCAAAACCUGGAAGAUCUUGUGAUCGGCCAUUCUAUUCUAAUGGAGGAGAUAAUAGUAGAAGCACAGGACGACGACAGAGGGACAACUGCUCAAACUGCCGACUCUAGUUCAACUUCAAACAAUAUCCAUAAUGAUUCUAAAACAAUCAGCCUCCAAAAAUUAAAGACUUUAGAGUUGAUGCACCUACCAGAAUUGCAAAUCAUCUAUGGGGGAAAGAUGAUAUGUGAUUCUCUUCAAAUUGUUAAAAUAAUGCAGUGUCCGAAGCUGAAGAUGCUUCCUCUCCAUCUUCCUCUGCAGCUGGAUGGGCAACCAUCUCCUCCCUCAACUCUCAAAGAAAUCAGUGUUGGAGAAAAAGAAUGGUGGGAAUCAUUGGAGUGGGAUCAUCCCAAUGCUAAAACUGUCCUUCAGCCCUUCCUUGCAAUAGUCACUUGUUAAAAGAGUGAGAACUAAAUUAAACCUGGGGAAACAUUUUUAUCAUGUUGUAUUUGUAGACAUGCCUUUCCCUUCUCUUUUCUGUAUACCUCUUUGAACUUAAUUAUGUAUUCCACUGCAUUCCUGUAAUCAGCUGCCAAACAAUAUUGCAUCAAUAGAUUAUAUAUCAUUUUCAUAA
This is a messenger RNA of Malania oleifera, 3696 nucleotides long. RefSeq names its product putative disease resistance protein At4g10780. The coding region runs from base 333 to 3521 and encodes 1062 amino acids. The transcript has 3 exons. Lineage: Eukaryota; Viridiplantae; Streptophyta; Magnoliopsida; Santalales; Ximeniaceae. The record is from RefSeq and is a predicted model, not a curated record. Gene Ontology annotation, molecular function: ATP hydrolysis activity; ADP binding; protein binding.